This is a messenger RNA of Acipenser ruthenus (sterlet), 4297 nucleotides long. Its product is annotated as equilibrative nucleoside transporter 4-like. Gene Ontology annotation, molecular function: nucleoside transmembrane transporter activity; monoamine transmembrane transporter activity. The coding region runs from base 311 to 1888 and encodes 525 amino acids. NCBI's taxonomy places the organism in Eukaryota, Metazoa, Chordata, Actinopteri, Acipenseriformes, Acipenseridae. Gene Ontology annotation, biological process: nucleoside transmembrane transport. Gene Ontology annotation, cellular component: plasma membrane. The record is from RefSeq and is a predicted model, not a curated record. The transcript is spliced from 11 exons.
GCUGGCUGGGACUUUGACAGUCUGAGAGAGACAGCGAGCUGGAAGCUCUAUCUAGUGGGAGGGAUAGAGAGAGGCAGCUCGGAACAGCUCUUCUCGUGUGAUUUUCCCACCUUGAUGAACAGCAGCUCGAGUGAAAGGAACGUAGCAAACGAGGACCUUUCUGCCGCAUGGAUCUCAUCCUUAAAGAUGGCAAAUCUGACACACACACCGAUUUUCUUUUAAGGGGAAUGAAAUCUUAACAAACCCAGGGAUAUAACGCGGUCUACAAAGGGAGAGCACAGCGGUCGUAGAGAGACAGUGGGGUGCGAGGAUGGGCUCUGUGGGAGCUGAGAGACGGAAGGGAGGCACGCCUGCCUUGACUCCAGAUGAGAACGUGGUGAUGAGUUUCAGCUUCGAGAGCUACCAGCUGGAGGAGGAGGACAGCAUUGCCAAAGACAUCCCUGACAAGGGGGUCCUCACCUUCACUGAACCCGCUUUUGAAGGCCCAGAGCCAGAAGACCGGUACCAUGGGAUCUACUUUGCAAUGCUUCUCGCCGGAGUGGGGUUCCUGCUGCCAUAUAAUAGCUUUAUUACUGACGUAGACUACUUGCAUCAUAAAUUCGAAGGAACUUCUAUCGUAUUUGAUAUGAGUCUCACUUAUAUCCUGGUGGCCCUGGUGGCUGUGAUACUGAACAAUGCCUUGGUGGAGAUGCUAAGCCUGCACACCAGAAUAACUGUAGGUUAUCUCUUUGCCCUCGGACCCCUCCUGUUCGUGAGUUUCUUUGACGUUUGGUUGGAGAAGUUCACGCUGAAGCAGGCCUACGCAGUUAACUUGGUGGCGGUGGGGGUGGUGGCCUUUGGAUGCACAGUUCAGCAGUCCAGUUUCUAUGGCUACACAGGGAUGCUGCCCAAGCGCUACACUCAAGGGGUGAUGACUGGUGAGAGCACUGCAGGAGUGAUUAUAUCCCUAAGCCGCAUCUUCACUAAGCUGCUGAUCUCCGAUGAGAAGAUAAACACCAUGACCUUCUUCUGCAUCUCAAUCGCUAUGGAGCUCUUGUGCUUCAUACUCCACCUGCUGGUGAGGAGGACCCAUUUUGUGGACUACUACACCAGUCGUUCUAAACAAGGGAUCGCAGAGGUCAGGGGUCACACAGACCCAGGGACAGGCUACCGAGUCCACCAUGACGUCAUUACAGAGGAAGUAAGAUUUGAGAACGGUCCGGUAGGAAUCUCUUCCACCGAUGUCGGAAAGGAGGCGGAUCUGUCCGGCAGCGGCUCGUACGUGAGAUUCGAUGUUCCCAAGCCGAAAAUAAAGAGGAGCUGGCCUAGUUUCAGGGACAUGGUCCUGCACCGUUACAUUGUGGCGCGUGUUAUUUGGGCCUACAUGCUCUCCAUAGGUGUGACCUACUUCAUCACACUCUGCCUGUUUCCUGGCCUUGAAUCAGAGAUCCGGAACUACUCUCUGGGGGAGUGGCUGCCCAUCCUGAUCAUGGCUAUUUUCAACAUGUCGGACUUCGUCGGCAAGAUCCUGGCAGCUUUGCCCUACGACUGGAACGGGACCCGCCUGUUCCUGUGCUCCUGUGUGCGAUUGGUCUUCAUCCCCCUCUUCAUCAUGUGUGUGUACCCCAACGGGAAGCCAGCCCUCAGCCACCCGGCCUGGCCCUGCAUCUUCUCCCUCCUCAUGGGCAUCAGCAACGGAUAUUUUGGGAGUGUGCCUAUGAUACUGGCUGCUGGGAAGGUCAGCCCAGAGCAGCGAGAGCUGGCAGGCAACACCAUGGCGGUUUCCUACAUGACUGGCCUGAUGCUGGGAUCUGCCGUUGCCUAUGUUGCCUACAGCCUCACCAGCACCGCGAAUGGCAGCUGCUUCCACACUGAAACCAUCAAUGGCUCUUUCACCUCGGGAUACUGAGUGUGCAGAACAUCCCUCCCCUGAUAACAUCAGCCAUUACAUUAACAUUGAGGGUGGCCGCAGUGUGUUACUAGGACUGAGAAGUACAAAGGCUAGUGUAGAUAAUAUUAAACACAACUCAGUCCCACAGAAGGUUGGUUCAGAACUAAUCUGACCAGCUGGCAUUUGGUUGGUUUGAAACCAAAGGAAACUUAAAAAAAAAAAAAAAAAAUUGAGUUCUGCUCGUGCUUUGUUGUGCUGCCAUUGCCUGGCCUUGUUGUUGUGCGCUGUGGUACAUGGUGAUGUCAUUCUCCAUUUCAUGUUGCCUGGAAACCAGGAAGUCACUCUUUGUGUAGUGUGUGUGCGUAGUGACAUUACCACUACAAUGUUCCGUCAUGCUGCCUUGCUAUUUAGAUUUUUUGUGGAUAAUUCAAGAACCGUGAAAGCUAGCUGUGUACUCUAGGAAUAAGCAACAGAAGUUUAACAGUCACAUACAAAUAGAAAAUGAAUUGUUUGCACCACCAGCAACCAUUUUGUUUCUGGAGACUCCAAAUCUGCAGCAAACCUCCUGAAUUAAAACAAAUGGGCAAAAGUAAAUCCUCAAAAAUCCCUACGCCAAUGUGAAUUGAAUAUUGUGGUUUUCCCGAUUUGAGACAUAAUGAAAAUGCUUACACUCUCUUUGCGGGCAGUUUACAAGGGGAAGAUAUGGAUAAUAAAAAGGAAAAUUGGGACUGGCGACAUGUUAUGAAACACAGAGCUAAAUGAAGGGCAUUCAAAAGACACAAACAAUACCAGACACACAUUUGUUAUACAUUUCCUUGCUUUCUUUAGCAUCAGAAACUGUUGAAACUAUGAAAGAAACGUAUUUGAAACUAAAGAUGAUAAAAAUGAAUGACCAGGUCGGGUUUGGGUACUUACAACAGACUAGCACCCAUGUUUCCUGGUACCCGUGAAUCAUUGUUAAGUCAAUCAGUCAGAAAGUGGCCUCGGGUGUAUUAGCCAGUGAACAGUACAAUAGCUUUGACUUUUCGAAGUAGAAUUACUCUCCUGACAGCCCUUUACCAGUUACUGCACUAUUCAGACUGGAUACUGUACAGUGCUGUGCCACAUGCCUUUCAAGGCCGGCCAGCAGUGGAUGAGAAAUUUUGAAACCAGCAGCAAUUCAACGUCCCUGGAAAGUAAAGAUCUGGUGGUACCACAUCAGGAGACAUGAUGCUGUAGGUCUUUUUAAUACCACUCAGCUGCUUUGAAUACUCUCCAAACCUUAAUAACAUCAGUACUAGGUUAAAAAGAUUCAUUCUGCAAGGCUCAUUACAGUAAAUUGAAGUGUGACGGAGAGGGUUUACCAAUUUAUAUAAAAUGUUGCGUUCUAAAAGAAUUAGUGCAAUUACAUUGAGCACAGCUGGGACUAGCCUUGAGUUAAAUAGGGUGUUGCUCUCAUUAGAGCUCUUUCCAGAGAGAUUGGACUGAGAUUUAUAAAUCUGUGCAUGACAAAGGCAUUCCUGUAACCCAUUACACUAAUCAAAGAGCUGGAUUCAUUCAGGGUCCCCCAGGCCAGAAUUUAGCAUGCCCUGAAGAUGAUUCAUGCCUUCCUCUCUGCUUGCACCCCAAUACAGAUUUGCACUUUACCAUGCUUGCAUCCGUUGCCUAUACUGUGCAUUAAACUCUGUUUUAUUGUGCGGUUUAACAAUGCCCACUACCUCACUGUGAUUGCACAUGCUUUUGCUAUACUUUACAACUCGUUCUUGUGCUACAUACUGUACACUUUUAUCGGUAAAAACAAGUUGUAUUCAUGCAUUCUAGUCAUGGACACUACUUAGGGAAUGACAUAAGCCUAUAGAUAGGUGAAGUUCUACAGUAAAGCAGUAACGGUUACGCUGGGAACUGCUUCAUUUGUUAUUUAUUAAAUAAUUCAUAUAAUCCACAUAUUUUAUAGUUUUUAAUCUUUUCUUUUUGUCCUGUGGCUUGCACAUGACAGAUGAACUGUAAAUGUAAAUACAACCCUGAAUAUUUUCCUUCUGUAUCAUGUGGUGCCAAACUAUACUUUCAAUCAAUAUCAUGGAAAAAUAAAACACACUAACUUACUGAGGUGGAGUUUUGCUGAAUGGCUUGUGUAGCAAAACAGCAGUGGCAAAUGAGCGACGGGCAGUCGAUUAGGUUAGUACUGGCUUUGAGCUCCAGGGCAAACACAGACCUGCAGCAUCAGCGUUUGCUAAAUACCUUCCUGUAGGUUACAUUCUAAAGUAUAUUUACUUUAGAAUGUAUUCCUGGUUAAAGAAUGAACCAUUAUUUAGAAGAGGCUGCUCGUUUUGAUUUGUGUUCACAGGCCAGUUUCCAGCUGAACAGCAGAUUAUCCUGUGUGUACUGCCUUUUUUUUGUGCUAAAUAAAAUUAAAUGGUUUUGCAUUGCUUGUACAGGCAAUAUCUGUAA